Messenger RNA from Medicago truncatula (barrel medic), 2988 nucleotides. RefSeq names its product pentatricopeptide repeat-containing protein At2g37310. The transcript has a single exon. The coding region runs from base 216 to 2270 and encodes 684 amino acids. The record is from RefSeq and is a predicted model, not a curated record. Gene Ontology annotation, molecular function: protein binding; RNA binding. Gene Ontology annotation, biological process: RNA modification. Gene Ontology annotation, cellular component: intracellular membrane-bounded organelle. NCBI's taxonomy places the organism in Eukaryota, Viridiplantae, Streptophyta, Magnoliopsida, Fabales, Fabaceae.
AGAAGAAUGAACGGAACAAUUGUAAAUGGGAGAAGAGAAGAGCAUCUCUUCCUAUGGCUCUAAGAAUACUCCUCUCCUAAGUCCUCUACAUUCUAUGCGGCUCACAAAGACACAAACCUGUUAGCCCAAGCUCGAUGAAUGUGAUUAUGAUUAUAUAUAUUUUUGGUUUUCCUCUAAAAAAAAAAAAAUAACAAUAUAUAUUUUGUUUUAACACUAUGAAACCCGCUAGGAUAAUUGUAUUACGAAACGCACACGGUGAAGGAAGGAGGAUACGUAACCCAUUGGCGCUUAACGAACAAUUUCAAACACAAUCAACCCUCAAGACAAACCUCCUUAAAACCCACGGCGGCGGUCUCGACAUCGCCGCCUAUGGCUCCGCAAUCCAACACUGCACCAACCACCGUCUCAUCCGUCAGGGAAAGCAGCUUCACGCUCGCUUCUUCCCAUUCGCCAUCACACCUGACAAUUUCAUCGCCACUAAACUCAUCACAUUCUACGCUAAAUCCAAUCUCAUUCGAAAUGCACGCAACGUGUUCGACAAAAUUCCUCACAAAAACAGCUUCUCCUGGAACUCUAUGAUCAUUGCUUAUACUUCAAAAUCCCUCUUCAACGACGCACUUAGCCUCUUCGCGUCGUUUGUUUCUUCCACUGACAACAAUGUAUCUCCUGAUAACUUUACCAUGACUAGCAUCUUGAAGACGUUAGCGUUGUCUUCUUCUGUGUGCUAUAAAUCAGCAAAGCAGAUUCAUUGUUCUGCUCUUUUACGCGGGUUUUACUCGGAUGUUUGCGUUCUUAACGCGUUGGUCACGUGCUAUUGUAGGUGUGGUAGGAUAGAAAUUGCGAGAAAGGUGUUUGAUGAAAUGACGGAGAGAGAUAUCGUGACUUGGAAUGCUAUGAUUGGUGGUUAUUCUCAGAGUGGAUUUUACGAAGAAUGUAAGAGAUUGUAUUUGGAGAUGUUGGGUUUAGAAGGGAAAGGGAUUUUGCCGAAUGCUGUUACGAUUGGUAGUGUGAUGCAGGCGUGUGGUCAGUCGAAGGAUCUUUCCUUUGGAAUGGAAGUUCAUCGUUUUAUGAAGGAUGAUGGAAUUGAGACAGAUGUGUUUCUUUGUAAUGCUAUAAUUGCCAUGUAUGCAAAAUGUGGAAGUUUGAAUUAUGCUCGUGAGUUGUUUGAUGAAAUGGGUGAGAAAGAUGAGGUAAGUUAUAGGUCGAUUAUUUCUGGGUAUAUGAUUAAUGGGUUUGUCGAUGAGGCUUUAGAUGUUUUAAAGGGAAUAGAAAACCCUGGAUUGAGUACUUGGAAUGAUGUGAUUCCUGGUAUGGUUCAGAAUAACCAGUUUGAACGAGCUUUGGAUUUGGUUAGAGAGAUGCCGGGGUUUGGUUUGAAUUUGAAGCCAAAUGUUGUCACACUUUCUAGCAUUAUUCCUUUGUUUUCGUAUUUCUCGAACCUUCGAGGGCUGAAAGAGGUGCAUGGUUAUGCAAUAAGAAGAAGUUAUGACCAAAAUAUAUACGUGGCAACUGCCAUUGUUGAUAGUUAUGCAAAGUUAGGGUUUAUUCAUUUGGCAAGGCGGGUUUUUGAUCAGUCACAAAGUAGGAGCUUGAUAAUUUGGACUUCAAUUAUAUAUGCUUAUGCUUCUCACGGAGAUGCUAGUUUAGCACUUGGUCUCUAUAACCAGAUGUUAGAUAGAGGAAUUCAGCCUGACCCAGUUACAUUGACUUCUGUGUUGACAGCUUGUGCUCAUUCCGGGCUGGUGAAUGAAGCUUGGGAUGUUUUCAACGCGAUGCCUUCGAAACAUGGGAUUCAACCUGUGGUGGAGCACUAUGCCUGCAUGGUUGGUGUUCUUAGUCGAGCUGGAAAGCUCUCAGAAGCGGAAAAGUUCAUUUCUAAGAUGCCGUUUGAGCCAACUGCUAAAGUUUGGGGCGCUCUGCUGAAUGGAGCUUCUAUUUAUGACGACGUUGAAAUAGGGAAGUUUGCUUGUGAUCAUUUGUUUGAGAUUGAGCCUGAACAUACAGGGAAUUACAUAAUUAUGGCAAAUUUGUAUUCACGUGCUGGGAGAUGGGAAGAAGCUCGUAAGAUUAGGGAAAGGAUGGAAAAAACUGGGUCGCCGAAGAUCCGGGGAAGUAGUUGGAUUGAAACUAGUGGAAAGUUAUUAGGCUUUAUUGCCAAGGAUAUGUCAAAUGAAAUGUCUGAUGAGAUUUAUGCACUGCUCAAAGGGUUGCUUGGUUUGAUGAGGGAAGAAGGAUAUAUCUUGCAAGAAGAGUUGGAUUAUGAGAUGUGAUAAUUUUCAUUGAAAUAAAUCUCUCGUCCCUUGUAUACGGCCAGAACAAAAAUGGACACUCAACUUCCGAGGUGCAGAAACUAAGCACUUGUAUAAAAGGUUUUAAGUUGUCAUUGUGAUCUGGAUCCUUAAUAUUGCAAAAUUUUGUGGUUAAAUACAGUUGAUAGCUUGACGCGGCCUCAACUACAACCGCAUUGUGGUCAUAGAGCUUUAAUAUUGGAUUGUUGGUUCAGUCAAGAUUUGAUUAUUGACAAAUCGGCUUCAAUUUCCAUCAUGUGGAAUAGAUUCUGAGUGUCGGCUGUGUCUCAACUCUGCAGUUCAGCAGAAAAGUGGCCCCGCAGAACUAAUAACUUAUGGACUAUUGAUAAACUCUUGCUCAAAUAGUAAUAGAUGGAUAAACCAGUAUCAUACAUGAGGUUAAACAGUUCCCCACAUUUCAGAUCUUUUUUCCUCUUUUUCCCUUCAACUUUACGGUAUCGAGAUUGAUACGGCGUGGAAUGAUGAGACGGUGACUAAUAUUUUGUGAAAAGCAGGAGCAAAAAGGUAUAAAUUAUGUUGAGAAUGGCUCCACGUAUAGGAUAUUUUUUUAGAAAUCACCAAAUUGAUGAGGUAAGACAUUGGAAGGAAUGCAUUGUUCAUUGAUUUUGAUACAGCCAGUUGUAGUAGUUGAAAAAUCAUACAAGAAGCAUAUUUGUUUGAUAUUUUUAGUAUUUUAUUA